UUUUAUGGAUUUUCAAAAUGGCUGCCUGCGUUAACCAUGUGAUUUUGUUACAUUGAUACUAUCUGUAUUACUGUGUACAAGAUGGCCAAGAGUAAGAAGAAGAAGCAAGAGGACUUUCAGAAGGUCAAGUUGAAGGUCGGCAAGAGAUUACCCAAAGGUCAAAAUGUUACAAAUACCAGCUUCAAGACCCAUGCCAUUCAAGUAGUACAGCAGCUCAAGACUGAUGGGUCACAGCCCAGCACACACAGGAAGCUCAAUAUUGAGGAUCUGUUGCCGAAGUGUCAACACUACAGCAUCGGCGUCCGCCAUGAUGGGGUGACGGGUCUACGAGAGCUGAUGACGCUCCAUCCACACAUGAUCACAUCACAACUCGCAACCAUCAUAGAAAAAGCCUUGCCUCUUAUCAUGGACAAAGAUUCAAAUGUUCGUCAAGCGUGUUUAAAGUUGUUCAAACUUAUAUUUACUAGCACUCCAGCACAGCAGAUUGAGCCAUUCUUCCCCGUACUCUCCGCACAUUUGUGUUGCGCAAUGACCCAUAUUUACGAUGACAUCCAACAUGACUCUCUGGAAGUAUUUGACUUGUUACUAGACACGUACCCACUUCUUAUCGCCAACAACUCAGGGCAGCUGCUUCAGAAUUUUAUUGAACAGAUUUCCCGCCAACAAAAUGUCACAAAAGGUCAAAAGUCGAAUUUAUCGCUAGCUGUGAAACUUGACAGUAAAUAUUCUGUGCAGCGAUGGCGGUCCGGGAUAUUGAGUCGUAUAUAUAAGUUGUUGCUGACGUUGCUGAUGUGGAGGUUCACGGAGACAUCUACGUCAGGUCUCGGGGACAAGGGACGUGAAUAUGCAGCAUUGUCCUGUAUCCCUCUGCAGUUUCCAUCGAGUGUAGCAGAUUCUUGGGAGCAACCAGGAUUUAAAUUAAAGUCAGUUACUGCCACAAGUGUGACAUCGUCUAAGGGAGAUAACUUCGCUGACUUUGCCACGGCUCUGAUUCCACUGCUUGUACAGUGCUGGGUGGAAUGUCGAUCUGCUCAUGGACAACAGAAGAUCAAAGACAACCUAGUGGCCCCUGGGUCUGUGACCGUGAUGCACCACGUGAUGCAAGUCCUCCAUCUUCUUUGGAGAUGUCUGGACAGGGCUGCCGACGACAACACCUUGGUGAAGGAAGUCUUUGGGAGUCAUGAGAAGGAGUUUAUGAAUCACUUCAUGACCUACUUCCCCUACAGCAUACAGGACAACGUCGGCCACCGCAACACUGCCGCCAACAGGAAGAACAAGAAGGAGGUCAUCCAGGUGACUGCAGAAGCCUUGAACCUGUCUGUGUGUGAGGUCAUGGCGACCUUGGUGGAGACAACCCAGGACAAGACGCUAUCUGCCAGUAUUGGGGACUAUCUGUGUGCCUGUCUGACCAUGGAGCAUCUUGGACCUGACCUCAGCAAGACCCUUGUUGCCGUCUUGCAGCAAUUUCUCACAGUCUGCAGCGACACAGAUCUUGUUGAGAGCAUUGUGGAGAAUGGUCUGGCUCGGUACAGCAAGGCCCAUCCACUGUCGACCGAGAAGCGUCUGUACUUGGAGCUCUUCACCAGCCUCUUUCUGGAUUCAAAGAUACAACUUCCAAACAUGAGAGUGCUCAUGGACCAGUUCUUCCAGACACUGCCAGAGUUACUUCCCCAUGUCUACUCUGAUAGUCCCCAGAUGGCAGCACUCGUUGUUCGGGUGAUGAGACAAGCUGCUUGUCAGAGGUGUCGCCCUCUGCUGGACAAUCUGGAGACCAGCUUCGUGUCUAUACUUGAUGUGACGGAUGGUUUGUUCAUCCAGACCGAGGCUGCCUUACAGCGAGGUUUACUGGACACGCUGUACUGGGUACCUCGCUUCACAACACAGCUCCUCACACAAUUGGUCAACGUGUGUCACCAUGGCAACGUGUCAACAGCAGUGUCUCUCUAUCUUCUUGAUAUCGUUCACACCAGAUUUCAGAGGGAAAUUGCUACCGAGAAGCACAUGGAAAGUGAUGUAACCAUGACUACCAAUUAUCUGUCAUUCCUGUUAUCUAUCAUUGCUGACAGAAACAGAUUGAGUUUUGAGCAAGAAAAACAAGAUGGCUGCCAUGUGACGUCUGCUCCAGAAAUAGACUGGAAUGUGUCCUCUGAGCGAUGGGAGAAACACACAGUUAUGGUUGAUAGAGUUCUUCAUCAUCUUCAGCAAGUGCCUGAUGUGUCUGGGCUUGGGGACGUCCUCCUGUCCCGCUGGUGCCCUCUCCUGACAGUGCCUCACAAGGUGUGUGUCACCACAAUACUCAGUUGUCUCAAGUGCCUCAGUGUCUUCCAAGCUGCUGUUAACCAGUCACACCAAUCACUGACAGAUGCAGUUGUCAAGAUUUGUAUCUCUUUGACCAUGGAGAUGGUAACCAUGGUUCCACCUGAAGACAAUAUCAACCAGAUAAACAAAGAUCUGUGGGAGUGUGUCAGUCAGUGUCUGGUGACUGUGCCCAGCAUCAUCAACAAGUAUUUCAUCUCUGUCAAUGGUCUUCUACAAACCUGCAGUGAGGAGACAGUAGUGACAGCGAUAAGGUCCAUGGUGCAUGUCCUACAGGAUCAGUCGGCUGCUGCCCUCCCACGGUCAGUCGACCACCACCUGGAGGCGAUACAGCGCAAGGUCAAGAAAUGUUUUCCUGAUGUUGUCAACAGUCAGUGCUGGAAGGAUCUCAUGUACUGCUGUUCUAUUCUGACCAAUCAGAGAUCAGUUGCAAUGUCAUGUGAUGAAUAAAUCUGUCUUGUACAUGCA
Messenger RNA from Haliotis rubra (blacklip abalone), 2784 nucleotides. RefSeq names its product testis-expressed protein 10 homolog. The record is from RefSeq and is a predicted model, not a curated record. Lineage: Eukaryota; Metazoa; Mollusca; Gastropoda; Lepetellida; Haliotidae. Bases 82 to 2766 code for a protein of 894 amino acids. Gene Ontology annotation, cellular component: nucleus; MLL1 complex. The transcript is spliced from 16 exons.